Messenger RNA from Macroventuria anomochaeta, 603 nucleotides. RefSeq lists its product as uncharacterized. The record is from RefSeq and is a predicted model, not a curated record. NCBI's taxonomy places the organism in Eukaryota, Fungi, Ascomycota, Dothideomycetes, Pleosporales, Didymellaceae. The coding region runs from base 1 to 603 and encodes 200 amino acids. The transcript is spliced from 3 exons.
AUGUCGGAACCUCCUCCCCUUAUACUCGGUAUGAUGCCCGAAGAGAUCUGGGAUUUCACCUUUCCAUAUCGUGUUGACUCCGAUACUACCGGUUAUGACUAUCUCGGUCAUGCAUCAAACGUGAUUACAAGCCCUUCGUCUUCCAACACCUCUUUCGAUUCAAGGAAUUCGAUUCCACGGUCGACUUGUAUUCAAACAUGGUAUUCCGAGCCACUAGGCGACGCGCACGCCUUUUCUGAUGAGCCUAAGCUCUUUAGUCGGUCCACUGGCAAUACUGUUGAUCCCUCCAUGUUCAGUGUGCCGUCUGGCUCGAGAGAAUCAGAGAGGGUAAGCGAGUCUUCGAGAAGGACGUCUGGCCUCUCCAAUGUUGGAUCUCCCAUGUUGGUAUGUGAUGUUUGCGAGGAGCGGUUCAAGGGUGAUUAUCGUAAGAAGAACCUGACCCGACACAUGCUCAGUAUGCAUGGCGAUAACAAGCUCAUCGUCUGUGAGGUACCGGGCUGCCAACGCUCCUACAAACGAAGCGAUGCAGUAGGGGUGCACAAGAGGAAGGCACAUCCAGACAUCGCACCGCCGUUGCUGCCUCGCAAGAACGCAGUGAGAUAG